Molecule: messenger RNA, 2076 nt
Organism: Cavenderia fasciculata
Lineage: Eukaryota; Evosea; Eumycetozoa; Acytosteliales; Cavenderiaceae
Exons: 3
Coding region: 1-2076 (691 amino acids)
Biological process (GO): fatty acid alpha-oxidation
Cellular component (GO): peroxisome
Molecular function (GO): thiamine pyrophosphate binding; catalytic activity
Source: RefSeq, a predicted model, not a curated record
AUGGAUAACGUUGAAGAAGUAAUUAGACAUUUGGAUCAAGUUAAUAUUGACAAGACAAAGUUUCACGAAAUGUUGAGUGAAGCAUUUGAACGUAUCUUGCCAUCAGGUUCUACAUCUAGAACAUUGGCUAUGGCUGGUGCUGCUGUCUCUGUUCCUUUGGCUCUUGGUUACAUGUACAAUCAUUAUGUAAACAGUAAAAAGAUCAAGGAAAAAUUAACUUGGGAACAAUUAAAAUCUGGUGCAAACAUUAUUUCAAGAGUCUUUUCAAAUUAUCAUGUCAAGUACAUUUUUUCAUUAAGUGAAACUGAAUGUGAUCCAAUCAUUGAAUGUUGUUCAUCUCUUAGAAUUAAAGUUAUAAAGAUGAAAAAUAUUAAUAAUGCAUUAAAUGCAGCUGAUGGAAUUUAUAGAGCAACAGAACAAGUUGGAUGUAUUUUUGUUUCAACAAGUCAAGAUUUAUUGGCAUUAUCCAAUACAACUAUUAAUUUCCCACUCUUGGUCGUUGGUAUUAAUGAAUUGAUGGAUACUGACAAGGGUAUGAUGGGUUCAGUUGUACAAUCUGAACAUUUCCCCAUUUGGAGUUUACAUUCAUUCAAGUCUUGUGAAUUUGUAAAGUCUAUUACAGACAUUGCACCAACCUUGGAAAAGUCACUCGACCGUUGUAUGCAAUCACCAUUUGGUCCAAUGUAUUUGGAGUUUUCUCAGGAAAUGAUCGUGCCAGAGGGUGAAAUUCAAAAGAACAACAUGAUGAUGAAUCAAUCCAAAUGGUAUUUCAAGCGUGUCUGGAAUGACAUCCAACACAGCUUUACCUAUCCAUCGUCAGACACUGAAGUUGUCUUUCAUCAUUUCCAAAAAGACUGCGUCAAGGCUCCCAAGGCUGACCAAAUUAGAGAAGUGUUAGAUCUCAUCUAUGAAGCUGAAAACCCUCUCUUGUUACUAGGUGAUCAAUGUCUUACCUCUGGUCAAUAUGAAGAUGAAGUUUUACGUAAUGAUAGUUUAAAGUUGUCAAUCAAAUUGCUCGGUCUACCUACUUAUCUCACUGGAUUUACCAAGGUCCUAAAUGAUAGUUCAUUCCAAAAUGUCAUACACGACAAUUUAGAGUAUGCACUCAAACACUCUGACCUUAUCAUUUCUUGUGGUAUUCCAACCAACAUUCUCAAUGACCUACUCGAACACCAUCAACAACACAUUAGUGACAAUCUCUCUAAAAAGAGAAUGGUCAUUGUUGAUACGCUCAUGUCAAACAAGGGAUUCUCCUUAUUUGGCCACGGACUCCAUCGUUCAUUCUUUGAAUCGAUCAAACGUUCCAAUUAUCGUGUCGAACCAAGCACAUUCCUUCACCAUCUCGGUUACAUGAUGCCACGCAACUAUAACAAGUUCCAGUCUUGGAUCAUGGACCUCAAGGAAAAGGAUAGUAUCAGCUCUCUCAUCUUUGACAAAAAGUCUAAAUUCAAGGGUGAACAUCUCAACAGUUACCUUGUCCUCGAGGCUCUUCGUGACUCUCUCCAAAACAGUCAGUCUCGUCCCAUCAUCGUCUGUGACAAUGGCCAGUUUGAGGAGUGUGCCCAAUCUAUGCUUGCAGACUGUGUCAGAGCUUGGAUCCAACUUGACCACACCUGUGUCAGACACAACACCAACUCUGCCAUUGGUCUUGCCAUUGCUUCCAAGUUGUGUAAUCCAUCUGUCGAUGUUUGGCUCCUCUGUGACGACAGAUCCAUCAGUCAAUGUAUCCCAGAGUUUGAAACUCUCAACCGUUAUCACAUCCCAAUCAAUAUCGUUGUUGGUAAUGUCGAGGGUUCCAUCGGUGAAAUGUCCUCUGACGACCAAGUCGUGAUGGACAAGGACUCUAAAAAGAUUCCUCAAAUUCAUCAUGAUCAUCCCAAGACUGCCUUCCACAAGAUCAUGGUUGCCUAUGGUGGCAAGAGCUUCUCACUCUCUCACAACAAUGCCAAGCGUGAAGAGCUAGAGAAAUCCUUUGCCGAUGCUCGUGAACGUUCAAGCGUUUCUCAACGUCCAAUCUUGAUCAAUUGUCAUAUUGAUAAGCCUGUUCCUUCUUUGAUUGGUGGUGGUGCUAUGUAA